CCCAGAGCGGCACCCCAGAGCGGCACGUCUGGGGUUGCGGGUUAUCAGAAUCUGGGGUAAUUUUAAAAGGGUCACCGGUCACCGAUGCCACUGUGUCUCGUUGUUAUAUUACAAUCGUGUUGGUCGCCAUAAUCUUUGCGCUUUGGGGCAAAUCGUUGCGUCGAAUGUUCCCAGCUCUACAAUGUUGGCCUCAUGUUUUGCUGUUUUGUUGACAGUAGCGUGCCUGCAGGGGACCGUUGUCGCCAGGCAACAGGGUGCGACGGUCAUAUUUAGCAAUACUAAUCGUUUCUUGUUCGACGUGGACGGAAAGCAAAUCGAUGCAUAUGGGGCAAAGAUCAAUUAUUUCAAUGGAAAGUACUACUUUUAUGGUACUUCUUGGGCCAACCCAUCAAAUUUCGGCUUCAAGUUCUACUCCUCCGUUGAUCUUGUGAAUUGGCAAUAUGAGAAUUUUAUCAAUGCCACUGGGAGUGGAAGACCUCACGUCAUUUACAAUCAAGCGACAAAGAAGUACACACUAUGGGCUGAUGCCAACACCGGCCAACUUGUUCAAACGUCAGAUUCUCCAGCCUCAGGCUACAGCUCUGGAAAAUACGCGGAUCUAGAUCCCCAGUAUUCGAGCUUGCAUCCCGCUGAUGCUGGAGUUGAAUCAUUUGGCGAUAAAGGGUAUCUCGUUUGGUCGGCCCUAAAUUUUGCGGACCCGCGACAAGGGAGCAUUUGGCCUCUGAUCUACCAAACAAUGCACAUUAGCCCUCUGACAAGUGACUUUACAAAUACAGACACGACGAGCUACAACGUCACAUCUGCGGCUUUCGACCUGGUCGAUCAGCAAACCGAGUCUCCGGAUCUCUUUAUGCGCAAUGACACUUUCUACGUGUCGGCAAGCAAUUCAUGUGCAUUUUGCAGCGGUUCAAUUGGGGUCCUCUAUCGCUCAAAGUCCAUUCAAGGACCCUGGCAACGGCAAAUAUUGUCGGGCUAUUCCUGUGGCGGUCAGGUCGAAGGUAUUCUGCCUCUUACUGACCCAACAACUGGAAAAGUCACGCACGUCUGGCACUCCACUACUAACCCUGGUGGCCCUCGCGUUGGUCUCAAUGGCCAUAUCUUCCAGCCUUUACAGUUCAAUGCCGACGGCAGUGCAAAAGAGCUAGACUGCUCUGACGGCGCCCGUUUCAGAGUCUCGUUUACCCCAGGGACAGGUGACACAGCAAGCGGUAGCUACACAAAAGCUGUGGAUAAGGCGCCACAAUUUGCCAACUACCGUUCUGUCUGUGACUCAGACGUCUACUACACACUCCAUCAGACCUGGCGUACAUCAAAGUCGGGCAUUCUCCAGUCUGUAUCUGUCAAUGUUGCGGCUGGGGGUAACAAGAACGCGCUCGAUAUCAAGGUCUUCCGCUUCACCAACAUCCAACAGCUUCUGUCCGCAGGCUACAAGUACGAGCUUCUGGGCAGCGCCACGUUCGUUCCCAGUGCCAAUCUGACGGAGGUAUUCGACACAGCUACCGUGUCUGUCAACAGGGCGGUCAAGAAAGGUGACAUGCUGGGCUUCAGCUUCGGAGAGAAAAACGUGCUCGGGUUUGGCCUUGGUAAUUAUAUUCCGUACUGCCAUCUAGAGUAUGAUCUCAACGCGGUGGAGCAGCAAUGCGAUCUGCAGCAACCGGUGCUGAUUGAGCAGGGGAGUGGACAGAAUUCUCCAAGAGGGUUAAAUGGGAUGGAGAGUCCGAUUAAGGUGCGCAAUGGAAAGGGCAUGAAGUUUCACGCGAACAUUGUGUAGGAGGAUCAGGAUGUUGGCUUGGCGAGUUUCUUUAGGGUGUCAUUAUGUAGUCGUUCAUAUAUCUACGACAGGAAACUCCAUCGAUCCAAGCGCAAAUGGAAGAAGCAUCAUUGUCAAGUAAUCUGUUCAUUAUCUACGCAUGAUCAAGACAACUGAUGAACUCUACCCAAAAGGACCUAAGUCUGGAUCAUGCAGACAUACUCCAAACCAAAACCAGUGGAGCUAAAUAGCC
Molecule: messenger RNA, 2003 nt
Organism: Pseudovirgaria hyperparasitica
Lineage: Eukaryota; Fungi; Ascomycota; Dothideomycetes; Acrospermales; Acrospermaceae
Exons: 9
Coding region: 182-1771 (529 amino acids)
Source: RefSeq, a predicted model, not a curated record